CGUAUAAACAAAUUUCAAAUAAUAAAUAUAAUAAUUAAAAUUAAUAAUAUCUAUAAAAAAGUUAAUGCAAAACACAUUUACAACUAUACUAUAUACAUAAAAUAUUAAUAAUUCAUUUAUUUGUCUGCUCAAACUAAAUGUUCAUCGCAGAAACUUUUGCAUAUUUUUAGAAUCUGUCCAUCAGUUUGCUGUGCGUGAAAAAACUGAAAUUUUCUGAUUGUGACCAAUAUCAUCGUUUCCAUGUGGAGGAUAUAAAUUUCAAAUAAAAUCCAUUUGGCUGCCACAAAUAUAAAAAAUAAAAAAAUAACUUAUAAUUAACACAUCGUCAUUCAUACUUGCAUACAUUCAUAUGUAUAUAUUUACAUGCGAGAACAUACAUACAUGUAUAUAAUUAGAUAAAGUCUGUUGUAAUAAAGUAAAUUAUAAAAGUAAUAGUCCAUCAAGAAAACUUCAUUAGAAUAAAAAAUAUACAUAUUUUGUUGCAACAUCUCAAAAGAAGUAACUCAACAAAGAAAAAUCUGUGAUUUAAGUUUAAAAGACAGUAACAACAAACAUCCCUAGGACAACAAAUUUUUAUCUGCAAAACUUCUAGAAUAUCGAAAUCUUAGUUAAAUUAUUCAGAUUUUUAUGAAUUAAUGGUUUAUGUUAACAAAGCAAAGGAUCAAUAGAUGAAAUGUAGCGCGGUUCUAUGGUCGGCGAACGUGAUAGAGACCGUGAAACGGUACGCUGGGAAACGGGUGCGUCAACACCACCGACCCAAUACAAUAAUGGAGUAUUACAAAUGGUGGGACAAUUGCAUGGUGGACAGGCUACAAGCCAACAACAACAGCAGCAACAACAACAAACAAUACAACGUGAUUCACAACAGCAGCAGCAGCAACAACAACCGACACAACAAAUCAUACCAAAACAAAAACAAAUACAGCAACAGGAAUUUAACUAUCAACAACAAUCCAACAGCUGGAUCGAUAACGAAACUCUUGGACGCAACAGUGCAACAUCAACUACAACAACGGCCAAUAUCGGAGACGGCUGUGAUAAUCAACCCUACUACGACACCAGCGGUAAUGUCGAUUGGGGCCGGGCGAUGGGAACCGGUGGAACUGGUGCAUACAUUGGCGGCGAUGGAUCUAUCCCAACAGCUGGCAGUAUUGCUUAUAACGCUAGUCAAGGUACUACAGCCGCGCGAGGUACCGGCAUCAAUACCAGCGCCGCUACUGGUGUCAACAUGGAUUAUAUUGAUGGUAGCAGCAUUGCUGGCGCAUCCGCCACAACUACACACACUGCUGGCGGUAUGGCAAGUGGCAGUACGGCGAACGCUGUCGGUUGGUCAAACGAUGUCACACUGGUUGGCGUGCCUGGCAGUACGGCCAUUACGACUACAACUUCUGGUUCGGGCACUGGCAAAGAAGUUCGCUACGCUCCAUUCCCCAUCACCUCACCCACACAUUCGAAUCCCACUACUUCCCAACUGCACCAGGGUGCCAUUAAUGCUGGCGCUCUACAACGGACACAUUCCAGAUCAAUGUCCUCCAUCCCGCCGCCGGAACCUUUUAUGAUAGCACAGUCGAAGCAAAUGAACAGUCGCGUAUCCAUCAACGUGGGCGGAGUCAAACACGAAGUCCUCUGGCGCACCCUCGAACGUCUCCCCCACACACGUCUCGGCCGCCUUCACGAAUGCACGACCCAUGAAGCUAUCAUAGAGUUGUGCGAUGACUAUUCACUGGUCGACAACGAGUACUUCUUCGACCGUCAUCCCAAAAGUUUUAGUUCCAUUUUAAAUUUCUAUCGUACGGGUAAAUUGCACAUUGUCGACGAGAUGUGUGUGCUGGCCUUCAGCGAUGAUCUCGAGUAUUGGGGCGUCGAUGAACUCUACCUGGAGUCGUGCUGUCAGCACAAGUACCAUCAGCGCAAAGAAAACGUACACGAAGAAAUGCGCAAAGAAGCCGAAUCGCUACGACAAAGAGACGAAGAAGAAUUUGGUGAAGGUAAAUGCGCUGAAUAUCAGAAAUACUUAUGGGAAUUGCUAGAAAAACCGAAUACAAGUUUUGCCGCCAGGGUUAUCGCUGUGAUAUCCAUACUAUUUAUAGUCCUGUCUACCAUAGCCCUGACGUUGAACACCCUACCACAGUUACAACAUUAUGAUAAUGAUACGGGUACACCAACAGAUAAUCCACAAUUGGCUAUGGUUGAGGCCGUUUGUAUAUCGUGGUUUACGCUAGAGUAUAUACUUAGGUUUAGUGCGUCGCCAGACAAGUGGAAGUUUUUUAAAGGCGGCUUAAAUAUAAUCGAUCUAUUGGCAAUACUCCCUUAUUUUGUUUCCCUGUUUUUGUUGGAGACAAACAAGAAUGCUACGGACCAGUUCCAGGAUGUGCGCCGGGUGGUGCAAGUUUUUCGCAUCAUGCGCAUCCUGCGAAUCCUUAAGCUGGCCCGUCACUCAACGGGCCUGCAGUCGUUAGGCUUUACCCUACGCAAUUCAUAUAAGGAACUCGGUCUACUAAUGCUGUUCCUGGCUAUGGGCGUUCUCAUAUUUUCUUCGCUGGCAUAUUUUGCCGAAAAGGAUGAAAAGGAUACAAAAUUCGUUUCAAUACCGGAAACAUUUUGGUGGGCGGGUAUUACAAUGACAACUGUUGGCUACGGGGACAUCUAUCCCACUACUGCACUGGGAAAGGUUAUUGGUACUGUGUGUUGCAUAUGCGGUGUUCUGGUAAUCGCUUUGCCUAUUCCCAUCAUAGUUAACAAUUUCGCUGAAUUUUAUAAGAAUCAGAUGAGACGCGAGAAGGCGCUCAAACGCCGUGAGGCGCUCGAUCGUGCCAAACGUGAGGGUAGCAUUGUUUCUUUCCAUCAUAUCAAUCUGAAAGAUGCCUUUGCCAAAUCCAUGGAUCUCAUCGAUGUCAUUGUUGAUACAGGAAGCAAACAAACAAAUGUCGUUCAUCCAAAAUGUAGAAACAGACAGUCAGCAACAAAUAUAGGAAAACAACCUCUAAGUAAAAUUCUGUCAGAAAAGCGCGAAAGUCGCAAUAGAUCCAUAAACAAUUGGCAACGUUUAACAAAAGCCCUACGACGAUCGUUACCCACAGGGCACAAUCUCUCUCAGACGGAUGGGAAUAGCACUGAAGGCGAUUCAACCAGUGGACGAAACCCGGCUACAACAGGAAUUGGUUGCUAUAAGAACUAUGAUCAUGUCUCCAAUCUAAGAAACUCUAAUGUUCCACAUCAUCGUUCUUCAUCAGUACCUGACCAUAAUGAUGCAGUCCCACCCUACUCCUUUGAAAAUCCCAAUGCUCGUCAAACCUCUAUGAUGGCCAUGGAAAGUUAUAAACGCGAACAGCAGGCGUUGCAACAACAGCAGCAGCAACAACAACUGUUGCAAUCUAUUUCACCAGCACUGGCAUUGCCCUCGAAUGCAAUUUCUACAAACGCACCAAGUUCUGCGGGCUUAAUACCAGCUCCACAAACGACAUCUGGUCUUGUAUCAGAUGAUGCUGCUGCCAAUACCUCACAGGCUGGUGAUGACAAUGCUCCAACAUCUAUUAUACCCGUCCAAAUGAUGAUAAAACCAGGGGAAGUGGCAGAGUUGCGUCGCCAGGUGGCGCUUGAAAAUUUGCAAAAUCAACGCAUGGAUAAUUAUGAUCAAGAUGUACCUGUGGAAUUUGAAUGCUGUUUUUGCACAUCAAAGGACUUCAAGGAAUUCACUGAUGCCGAAGGUGUAAUCUCACUUCCAACAUCGGACUUCCAUAAACCAAUUUGUUAUGAAAUGCGGCAAGCGGCUAAUCGUGAUCUACAGCAAACUCUUCCAUUUGGCCUACUGACAACAGCAGCGGCGGUACCCCUACCAACUACCGCAACUAUACCGUCGAGCCAAAUGCAACAGCAGCAGCAGCAACAACAACUCUUAGCUGGCAUUAUCUCAGCCACGACGGGUACAACACAAACUGAAUUGUUAUAUUCUGCCGGCAGCGGAGGCGGUAUUAUACGAGCUCCAAUGCCAUACACUGCCACUGGCGCUGCGCCAAUUUCACAAUCAUCUUCGACCUCAUCGUCGUACGGUACUACAACAUCGACCACAAUAGCGCUGCCAUUAGAUACGCCUCUGAGAUAUCCACCGUACAUAACUAGCAGCAGUAUCAGUUCCACUGUUAAUAACUUCAACCACAACUACAAUAACAACUUCAAUACAACAUCUCUGGGAACUUGCCAUCCGCUGUCAAUGAGCACAAGCCAACAAGGUGCACUACCAGCACUGGGGAACAAUUACAGCAACAAUAAUUUGAAUAAUUUGAAUUUCAAUAACAACAAUGCCGAUCUGGCGAGCGUAGACAGUUCUGAUACGUAUGCCAGUUGUCAAACCCACCCAUUUUUGUCGCAAGGUGAUCUAACGUCCGACUUUAACGACGAGGUGUGUGCCUUAGACAUAGACAUGGACAAUUUGUAUAUAAAUCCGUUGGAAAAAGAUUCGGCCGGUAAUACAACAACCGGUUAUAUGGUCGGUUUGCCGCCUACCCCCUCCUCUGGCCAGAUACGGGCCCACGUCAAGAAGAGUGCCUCGGGUGAUACGGCUUUGCGAAAUUUGGCAGCCGGCGGUCUAAGUCCCAUGGAUGAUGUUUACCAAAGUGCAUUCGAUGCCCACGAUCGUGGUAGUCAUAUUAGUCUUAACGAGAAUCCAGUGCCAAAACAUCGUAAAACACGAUUCCAGCAAAGCUUUACCGUAGCAUUGCCACCCCACUCCGCCGUUAGUGCAAUUGGACAGUCAUCGGCGAAACCACGAGCACGUUUCGAAGACUCGAAGUUAUCGCAUGAAAAUCUGGGAAGUGAAAGCAGUCCUGCGAGUAGUACGGGAAAAAAGAAACGUUCCUCGUUUAUGCCCGGUAAAAGUUUAGCCACUGCCACUAAAUUAAUAAAUCAGCACCUGUUUGGUAUACAAAAUGUUGGACCCAAAGCCAAAUUUGAAAGUAAACAUUCCUCAUCGAUAGACUCUAUAGAUGCAUCGCCAAAUUUAGAACAUCAUCGACGAUCCAAGUCGAUAUUGAAAAAUAAAUCGGAUGUGUCGCGAGUACUGGCAGAUCCUGAAAGUGAACGUCUGCUAGCGGACAAUAUGUCUGGGUCUGGUGUCUCAGAUAAUGGCACUGUCAUGGGCGAGUCUGGCAGUGAUUACUCACCGAAUAAAUUACCUCAUUCAGUUUUAGCUAAGUCAAUAUCCCCACCACCCCUUAGGCAUCGUACCCUAAUGCAACAACGCUCAGGUCCGGCUAAUCUACAAUCGAAACCGACCAAAUUUCAAACACCACGCUAUCCGGAGGAACAAGCCUUACGUCAGGUUAAACCGGUACUGGCCCGUUCCGCCGCAGCAUCUCAUAUGUCCGGUGAUAGUAACCGUUACGAUUCAACGAAUAGAGACAGUAGUUUAGUCAUACCAUUCGCAGAUUCUGAAACAACAUUUACAUCGAAUGUUAACUUACGCAGUGAAGCAGCUGACAGUGGAAAUGACGGCAGUGGAGAUGCUGGUGGUUCAAGUGAUGAAAAUCGAUCACUAUUACAACGUGAUAAUUCCAAUGAACGCACAGAGGAACAAGGUGAUAAUAGCGGUUCGAAAGCGUAGCAAUUAAAGAAGGACAAAGCUAAAAAUGAAUAAAAUGUCAUUCAUAGCCCAACACAUCCACCAAAAACUCUAUUGUCUGACACUGUGACACAUAUACUUAAGUACAUUCGUACUGCCACUAAAAAUGCCAAUUCUAUUGGACAUUCUUAUCUGGUGGUAAUAAAAGAUAAAACAAAAAAAAAAAAAAAAACAAAAUGAAAAAUAUCCUCGAACAGAAUGUGAAUAUGAAAAAGCAAUGAACAGUAUUUUAGUCUGAUUAAAUUAUUUAUUUUUAAAAUGAUAUUACUUGAAAAAUACAAAA
Molecule: messenger RNA, 5900 nt
Organism: Lucilia cuprina (Australian sheep blowfly)
Lineage: Eukaryota; Metazoa; Arthropoda; Insecta; Diptera; Calliphoridae
Gene: Shab
Product: potassium voltage-gated channel protein Shab
Exons: 13
Coding region: 689-5599 (1636 amino acids)
Biological process (GO): protein homooligomerization; potassium ion transmembrane transport
Cellular component (GO): membrane; voltage-gated potassium channel complex
Molecular function (GO): delayed rectifier potassium channel activity; protein binding
Source: RefSeq, a predicted model, not a curated record